Messenger RNA from Neurospora tetrasperma FGSC 2508, 1146 nucleotides. RefSeq lists its product as uncharacterized. The transcript is spliced from 2 exons. Lineage: Eukaryota; Fungi; Ascomycota; Sordariomycetes; Sordariales; Sordariaceae. Gene Ontology annotation, molecular function: oxidoreductase activity, acting on NAD(P)H as acceptor. The record is from RefSeq and is a predicted model, not a curated record. Bases 90 to 1058 code for a protein of 322 amino acids.
UCCAAUCCUUGUUGUUCUAUAUAUAUUCCCACUCUUGACCACACUUGAGCAGCUUCACUGUUCUCCCAACACCAACAGCUUCAUUCAAAAUGAACUCUGCCACCUCCAACUUCGAGGUCGAUGCCACCGGCGUCUCACCCAAGCAAAUCCACAACCUCAUCCCAUCUCUCAAGCUCGCCGAUGGCAAUGAGAUCCCCAUGCUCGGCUACGGCCUCGGCACAGCCAACUACAAAUCCGGCGACUCCGCCGACACCAUCUCCGAGCCUAUUGUCAACGCCACCCUGACCGCUCUCAACGCCGGCUACACGCACCUGGACGGCGCCGAAGUCUACGGCAACGAAGUCGAGCUCGGCAGAGCCAUUGCGCAAUCCAAGCUGCCUCGCUCGUCCCUAUACAUCACCACUAAGACUAUUGUCCGUGCCGGUGACACAGUCACCCAGUCUUUCAACCGCUCGCUCGAGAAGCUCGGGCUCGAUUACGUCGACCUGUACCUCUUGCACUCUCCUUUCUUCGCCAAGAACCCCGAGGAGCUCCAGGCGGCGUGGCGGGAAAUGGAAAAGAUCAAGGAUAGCGGGAUGGCCAAGUCCAUUGGUGUUUCCAAUUUCUUGAUCUCGCAUCUGCAGACCCUGUUUGACAUUCCUGGAGGGUUGCAGUACCCGCCCGUCGUUAACCAGAUUGAAUACCAUCCUUACCUUCAGCAUGUGGUUGAGGGCGAGGAUUUGGUCGCGUUUUGUCGGGAGAAGCACAUUGCUCUUGAAGCCUAUUCGCCGCUGACGGCCAUUACCAAGGCUCGCCCGGGCCCUGUCGACCCCAUUUACACGCAGCUGGCCAAGAAGUACGGUGUCAGUGAGGCGGAGAUUGCCUUCAGAUGGUGUCUGGAUCAGGGUAUUGUGACGCUCACAACGAGUAGCAAUGAGGAGAGGCUAAAGGGCUACCUGAAGAAGCUGCCCAGCUUCAAGUUGACACCCAAGGAGGUCGAGGAUAUCGCGUCAGCGGGAAAGGAGAAGCAUUAUAGGGUGUGGUGGACUGAGGAAUUCGCUGCAGACGACAGGCAUUAACCCAUGGAAUCUGGCCAUGAAUUAUUGUUUUGGUCGGUAGACAUGUUAGUCAUGCGCUAUUAUAGUUAAUCUCAAGUUGUUGAAUGAU